GGUUACAAUGCACGAAGUUGUUGUUCGACGACAUACAGCAAAGAACAAAUUCGUUUACAGAAAUGGCCUCGCCAAACGCUGGGAAAAUCAAAUGCAUAUUUUUCAGCGAGUUCCAUCCAACGGCAGGCCCUAAAAUAGCAUUUCAGGUUCCAGAGGAGAUCAUCUCUAAAGACUUGUUUGAUGCCAUCCAGAUUUACAUCAUCACAAAGCCAGAGUUGAAGACAAGACUGAUCACUGUGAAUACGCUUGGACACAAGAUAGUAGGCUGCCCAGUGUACAUUGACAACAAGAAAUACGACCGGAAUGCCCUGAUCUUCAACUGCUGUUUCCUGUUUGACUGCGACACCCGCACAGCCCGUUAUGAGCCUGUCGUGAAAAAGCUGGCUGCAUACUUUACUCAACUGGAGCUGGAGAGCAGUUUUUUGUCAGAUGAAGAAAAGAAGAGCAAUAUUCCAUCCCUCCUGUCACAGAUAUUGCAGAAUUUAAACAAGUCGGGAAGUUGCAGCAUGGAUGUCAACGACAGUUGCACCAUCAGCCUGAAGUUGUCUCCCCUGAUUGAGGACCCAAAGCCCGUGCAGGACCAUGAUGUCCCCGUGUUCCUGUCUGACAGGCCCCGUGUGAACCCCGCACGCUGGGACCUUACUACUCAGCAGAUUUUACAGUUCAUAGACGGCUAUAACCAUGCAGCCAAAAUAGCGGCCGAGGCAGAUAUUGAGAUCAACCUGGUCAAAGCUUGCCUGCAAAAUCUCUUGCACAUUGAUGUGAUAACAGUGAUAUCUGUGUUUCAAUACUCGAACAUGUUUACAACCACAAGCAAUCUACAACAGCUGAUAGAGAACCCCUGUCUGCAGGCAGAGUGUCUCCAAGCUGUGGCCACCAACAGUCACGUGAAGCCCUUAUUUCGUGAUGUGUUCAUGCUGUACUGCAGCCUGACGCAGGGUCUGACGGUGAGGGAUCUGUGCCUGAGGUUCAGCCCACACGCCAUGAAGAUUGAUGAGAAGAAGUUCAUACAGUUUGGGCUGAAGCGGCAGCUAAUCCGGCGUGUCCACGGUUACCCAGUCAGACUGCCCAGUGAGGGCCGCAGUGGGCCCAAGGUGACCGCAGUGUCCAAGUGGCUCAACGGCAUGCACAGUAUGGAUGAGAUCUGCUGCAAGGAAGGUUUAACCUUCAAAGAUCUUGAAGAGAUCAUUGAGAAUGAUCUAAGUAUAGUGGUUUGCUGGAAGUGACCAGUGGUAUGCUGGAAGUGACCAGUGGUUUGCUGGAAGUGACCAGUGGUUUGAGGGAAGUGAACAGCCGUGUGGUGGAAGAGACCAGUAAUAUGCUGAAGUGACCAGUGUAAUACUGGAUUCAACCAGUGGUCAUCUGGAAGUAUCAGACGCUGAAGUGACCAGUGGUUUGAUUGAAUUGACCAGUAGCAUAUGUCAUUUACCAGAAGUUGAAGUGACAGAAGUUACCAGUAGCUGGAUUCACUUCAAACUGUUGAUUGGAAGUGACUUGCUGUAAAAGUCCAUUGGUUUUGUUGAUGGCCCAGUGAAUGCAGGGGACCACUGGACAUUUUUGGUGCUGACAAUGUGGUCAGUUGUGGUCUCUGCUGAAGUGACCAGUGGUGGCUUAUGAAUGGAUGUAUGAUGCCUGGUGUUCUAAUUUGGGACCAAUUAGCAGUACUUGAAGUGACCUAGGGCAGGAAAAAAGGUUUCACAAAUACUUGUGUUAAGCAGGGACAUGUAUACUGUUCAGUGCUGAUUUCAUACAAUUAUUUGUGUACUCGUAAUAAGAAUGUACUGCAGUGAAAUUUGCAGACCAAAUUAUCUCUGUGAAAUCCAAUGAAUCCGAUGUACAAAAGGGAACAAUUCUUAAUUUGUUAUAAAGAUUUUGUUAUUCAACAAAUUGUUAUUUGAAAAGACUUCUGAAACGGUUAGGGACAUUCUUUUCCCUGUUAAAUGAACUUUGUAAAGAUAUUUUUGAUAGAUUAUAGACAAUUACAUGUGUCUGUUAGUGUUGAAAUGAAGAUUCCACAAUUUACUUUGGUCAGUAGAGAAUGCCCUCCAAAGAAUACAGAAGUGAUAUACAUAUACAAUGUUAUUUUAUGUUUUAAACUGUGCAAUAUGUUGUUUUGUUAGUUGUUCAGAUAUUUAUUUUUAAUUCAUGUGUUUUAUUAUUUUAUUUCAUGGAGUAAAAGUAUUUUUUAAUGUUGUUUAAAUGUUAAUACCUAAUGACAAUGUAAUAAUGCUUCAAAAUAUCUGUAAAUUUCAAAGAAAUUCAUUUUUGAAAAAAUGAACAUUUGAGGUGUGUAAAGCCAGUACGGUAGUGUUAGUAUGUUUGUCUGUCCAUCUGUCCGUCUGUCCAGCAUUACAUUUUCUAGAGUUUUUUUUUAUGCAAGGCUUAAGAUAUUGAGCUGAUGUUUGGUAUGUAAGUUAACACACAUGACCUUCAGAUGAAGUGUAAAAUUCAUUCCAUUCUGUUGAUUUUUGAUGAAGAAGACGGGCAUGUGACUGAUCUAAAGUUUUGCCAAGGGAAGCAAUAAGCUUUAAAGGCAGAUAUUUCAUUUGGCAGGUACAAUGUCUAUUUUCAACAAGGGAAGUAAUAUUUUUAAAGGGAUAUAAUCCAAGGGAGGACGUUUUAUAAAUAGAAAGAAAAGGCAUGGAGAUUUGAGACAAAAGUGGAUACAGAAAUUAUCUAUAAUAACUGUUUUCCGGAGUUUUUUAACACAAGGCUUUCAGAUAUUGAGCUGCUUUUUGGUAUGUGAGUCCACAUACAUGAGGUGUGGGUCUUGGACUUUUCUCUAUAAUAACUGUUUUCCUGAGGGUUUUUUAUGCAACACUUUCAGAUAUUGAACUGAUUUUUGAUAUCUUAGUCUAGCUACAUGAUUUACAGAUGCAGUGUGACAUUAAUUUCGGUCUGUUGAAUUUUGGCGUAGUUAUGGGCGUUGGACUUCGAAAUUGUUAAAAUAAUAACCGUUUUCCGGAGGUUUUUAAUGCAUAUCUUUCAGAAAUUGAGGUAAUUUUUGGUAUGUGAGUCUACCUAAAUGACCUACAGAUCUAUUAUGACCUUUUUCAGGAGUUUUUUAUGCAACGCUUUCAGAGAUUGAGCUGUUUUUUGGUAUUGGACUUGCAGAUUUAGUGUGAAAUUUGUUUCGGUCCAUGAAUUUUUAGCUAAGUUAUCGGCCUUGUUUUCCAUGAUGUUGCCAUGUGGCUUCAAAGCGAAGUUCGGGGCAUUGUGUUUCACAAAUACAGCUCUUGUUUUCCCCAUUUUUUGCUCGGCUGUUUUUGGAGAAAACCCGAGGUAUUGUCAUAGCCAGCUAGUCCUAUCGUCCGCGUUGUGCUAAAACCAUGACAUUUUGCUCUAAAAUCAAAGUGCUUCCACCUACAACUCUGAAACAUCAUGUGUAGAUGCACCUUGAGGAGUUCUCUACGCCACACUCAUUUUUGGGUUACUAGGUCAAAGGCAAGGUAACUGUGACCUCUAAAAUAAAAAAUUCUGACAAGCUUUUAUUUAUUCAAAACUGCACCCGCAGCCGAGCGUUGGCACAUGUUAUGCAGUGCUCUUGUUUAGAAAUAAAAUUUGCUGUUAAAAUGUUCAGUUUAAAAACUCUGUGAUGGUAAGUGCUAGAUUUGUAUAUAAAAAUCUGCAUGUGUGA
Molecule: messenger RNA, 3637 nt
Organism: Dreissena polymorpha
Lineage: Eukaryota; Metazoa; Mollusca; Bivalvia; Myida; Dreissenidae
Product: GATOR complex protein NPRL2-like
Exons: 11
Coding region: 63-1226 (387 amino acids)
Biological process (GO): negative regulation of TORC1 signaling; cellular response to amino acid starvation; positive regulation of autophagy
Cellular component (GO): GATOR1 complex; vacuolar membrane
Molecular function (GO): GTPase activator activity
Source: RefSeq, a predicted model, not a curated record